Molecule: messenger RNA, 618 nt
Organism: Fusarium musae
Lineage: Eukaryota; Fungi; Ascomycota; Sordariomycetes; Hypocreales; Nectriaceae
Exons: 3
Coding region: 1-618 (205 amino acids)
Source: RefSeq, a predicted model, not a curated record
AUGUUCAAGAUCCGAAAGAUCAAGAACAAACUCAAGAUCCGCCGCCGCCUGAAGAAAGACGCAGCAGCCGCCGCGAACGUCACCCACGAGGUGAUCGGGCUUGUCAGUCUCGAACGAGUAAUAUCCAAUGCCUUUGUAGGCGCUGCGCUCGAGAUGAACACCUUGGCUGCCAGCAUGGGCAACAUGUCUGUGCAGCAAGGCCCUCGUGGUGUCGACCGAGGUCGCCACCAGAGUUUCUUCACUCUCAACCCCCCACAGGGCAACCCCUUCGCGGCAGCUGGCGCUGCUAAAUAUUCAUGGACAGCACAUUUGCCCUCAGCAUUCCCUCUGUAUCCGGCAACCUCAUUCACCAUGGACAAAGCUGCCAAGAUCAAGUUCAAGGUGCGAAAGUUCUUGGCCAAAAUCAAGGUCCGUCGCCUCCUCGCAAAGGAUGCCAACGCGGCCGACGUCACAUGCUCGCCUCGGGCCCUGGUUGCGUUGGAGUCACAGCUCGUCCGAUUGUGCGAGAUCUGCACUGUAUGUCUUGGUUUGAACGGUGUUCAAGUCAAUGCAUACAGUGUCGAACUUGCACACUCGGACGAGCUGCGACUCCAACGCAACCGGGACUUUGAUGGCUAA